Molecule: messenger RNA, 6970 nt
Organism: Pecten maximus
Lineage: Eukaryota; Metazoa; Mollusca; Bivalvia; Pectinida; Pectinidae
Product: solute carrier organic anion transporter family member 4A1-like
Exons: 13
Coding region: 343-2526 (727 amino acids)
Biological process (GO): sodium-independent organic anion transport; transmembrane transport
Cellular component (GO): membrane
Molecular function (GO): protein binding
Source: RefSeq, a predicted model, not a curated record
UGUGACUGCCAGGAAUGUUGCUGUCCAAUUAGUAUCUGUCUGUCACCUGUCAGACCUACUGGUCAGCCUGGUGGUCAGUCUCCUUAGCUGAUGGAUCUCAGUGGUCAGUGUGAGCCUAUAAGUGGUCAGUCGUGGUCUAAGAGGUUGCUGAACAGCUAAUGGGCAUUUGGAGAUUGACUGGAGCAGAGUAAACAGCUCUCCUAACCAAUACUCUACGGGGAAGUUUGACAGCUGCCAUUAUCCUAGAGAGCAUACAUCUUAUAACAAGGAGGAUAUGCCUGGUCAAAUGAGUACUUCUGACACCAGGAACCCCUAACAGGCUGACAGGUAACCUCACACAGGAUGACUGUGUCACGCUCGCAAGAAUAUGUGUCUAUACUACACAACAGUAAUGGAAAUAGUGCCCCACCUACCCCAGACACGCCCACAUCCUACAACCCCAUGCCAUCCCUAGAUAAAUGUGACCUAUACUCCGUUCCGCUGUCCCCCGGAGGGUCGGGCGAUGAUAAGGAGAAUGAGGAAGAGACUGAGCCGUGUGGGUGGGGACCAUUCACACCGGCAAUGUGUCAACGAUUCCGUACACCUCACUGGAUGUUAUUCUGGCUGUGCUGGGCUGGAGGCAUUCAGGGCAUGGUGGUGAAUGGUUUUGUGAAUGUUGUAAUCUCGAGUGUGGAACGCCGAUACGAUCUGAGCAGCACCGAAUCUGGAGCCAUUGCAAGUUGCUACGACAUUGCAUCCGUCUUAUGUCUGAUCCCAGUCAGCUAUUUUGGUGGACUCGGAUGUAAACCACGAUAUCUCGGUAUUGGGGUGUUUGUGAUGGGACUGGGAUCGCUAAUGUUCUCACUGCCACAGUUCACCUCUGGGCCAUACGAGGUGGGACGUCCUGACGGACCGACCUUAUGUGGUGAACGGAGUAAUACGUCCCUGGAGGACUGUAUGUCCCAAACAGGGCCCCGAGGGCUUUCAUACUACAAGUAUGUCUUCUAUUUGGGACAGCUGAUGCACGGUGCGGGUGCUGCACCACUCUACACACUAGGGACGACAUAUCUGGACGACAACUUGCCAGUUACUUCAUCGUCCAUGUACCAGGGUUUGUUUUAUGGUUGUGCCAUUCUGGGCCCGGCGGUGGGAUACCUGGCUGGCGGAGCUUUCCUUGACCUACAUGUGGACAUUGACAAGGGAUCUAGCCUCAGCCUGUCUCCCUCUGGACCUCGCUAUGUUGGUGCCUGGUGGGUCGGUUUCCUCUUUAGUGCUGCCCUUGCGUUCAUUGUGGCCAUUCCUCUCUGUGGUUUCCCUAGCAACCUUCCAGGAUCAUGGAGGUUCCGGGCAGAACAAGGGAUGGAAGUUUAUCAGACCAAACAGGCACCUUCGGAGCCAGAAUAUGAACCGGAGAAAAAGAAAUUAAAAGUGACAAGAAUUUUUACAUCUCUACGCGUCCUUUUGUUGAAUCCUACAUUCAUGUUCCUCAACUUGGCUGCUGCUUGUGAAGGAAAUGUUUUAGCUGGAUUUGCUACCUUUACACCCAAGUUUAUCCAGGAGCAGUUCAGCAUUCCGUCAUCAACGGCAGCCAUGUUUGUUGGUUUUGCUGCGAUUCCCGCUGGAGGCGGAGGUACAUUCCUCGGAGGGUACCUGGUGAAACGGUACAAGCUUAGAAUGAAAGGAAUCAUCCGUCUGUGCCUUGGGCUGACACUACCAUCUCUGAUACUGGCACUUUGUUUCAUCAUACAUUGUCCAAACCAGGCAUUCACAGGGGUCAAUGUACCAUACAGGGAAAUGCAGAACAGGACGAGUAGUAUCGGAGCAGUAGAAGCUUGUCAUCAGUCAUGUGACUGUUCACAUGACGAGAAGUAUCACCCCGUGUGCGGGAGUGACGGAAGUAUGUACUUCUCUCCUUGUCACGCAGGCUGUACCACCGUUACCGGGGACAUGAAUUCUCGGGUAUACCAUAACUGCAGCUGUAUAAACCCUACGUCCCAGGACAGUCAGCAGGCAGGCGAUGGCAAGUGUGAAACUGCCUGUUGGCUCCUGCCAGUCUUCAUGCCCAUAUUUGGAUUACUUAUGCUGCUGACCUUCACCUCAAGCAUGCCAGCACUCGCAGCCACCUUAAGGUGUGUGCCUCCAGACGAACGAUCUUUUGCCCUAGGUAUACAGUGGAUUAUUGCCAGGUGUCUGGGUUCCAUCCCUGGGCCGAUUUUGUUCGGGAAGUUGAUAGACAUGUCCUGUGUGCUUUGGCAGAGGGAUUGUGGGCAGGAUGGAUCCUGCUUUUUCUACGACAAUAAGAAUAUGAGCAAUAAUCUGCUAUCGGUUGGACUCGUCGGAAAGUUUUUCUCCACUUUAUUUUUUCUCCUGGCCCUAGUCCUCUACAGGGGUUCACCACUAGAGGGCAGUGCUGACUCCGAAGACAAAGAAAGUGGUGACACCUUCUCUAUCAUCCAAAGAUUUACCAAAAGAGACUAUUCAACAUGGGCACCGUCAAAGGGAGACAACCCAAAGUAUAGAUACAAUGACAUCAUCUCUACAGGAUGAAUUACCUAAUAAUAAUGAUAUCAUGUUUAUAGACAGUGAUGAUGUCAUUGAAGGGGAUACAGUAUUAGCAACACAGGAUAUGGGUUUGUUGACUUGAAAUUUUAUUUAUUAAUUUAAUUAAUUUGUUAGACUAAUUUAAAUUAACGUUUUUAAAUCUCUAUAUGAUAUUUUCACUUUUACAAUUGUAAUUUUUUAAUACUUUUUAUGUCUAUUUCUAUUUAUGAGGAAUAUGGUUUCUUCUGAUAGAAAGAAAAACAUUCAAUCAUCUCUUAAUUGUGUAGUUGAACUAAGCCUAUUUACAUGGUGUUACUUGACAAUAUUAACAUUUUGAAUUUUACUCAUCAGAGACUCGGAACAUGGAGUACAUGUAGUGAAUGGUAUUACUUGAUAAUAUCAACAUUUUGAAUUUUACUCAUCAGAGGCAAAUAAGAACAUGGAGUACAAGUAGUGAAUGGUAUUACUUGAUAAUAUUAACAUUUUGAAUUUUGGUAUACGUGUAGUGAACAGGGAUGCUUGACAAUAUGUAUAUCAUAAUGAUAGUACUGUAUUAUUUAUACACAGUACUUCAACUGAACCAAGUGGCCUGUGUUAUUAGCUAUGAAGGUACAUGUGGAUCAGACAUAUUUAAUGUACUUAUGAAUAAUAUCAUCACAUCUGGGAUUAGUGCCUGUGUACCAAUGCCAUUCUGGUGUGACAUAUGGCACCAUCAUUAUAUCCACCAUCUCUUCAAUGGACAGCUAUGAUUCCAGAAUUUCAUUUCUAUUGUAAAGUGGAGAGUAGGUCACCUUACUAGCUCAAGCUAGCAGGGAUUUCCCUUUAGCACAGUUGCUGCCUAUACAUGUCUGCUCAGAGAGCAAGAGGUCUAUGCUAGUUUGAGGCCAGGGCAGGGUAUUUUUCAUUACUCCAUCCCGUAGCAAUGACACUAUCAAAGAAAAAUCAGAAAUUUAUCGAUUUGAUAAAACUUUUAUACCUUCACACUGAAAUAUGAGAAGUCACUUUUGGUGUUGACCAAUCAGAAUGGUGGUUUCUAAACUUUAGUUUUUUACAAUUACAAAACAAGUAUAUCAGCUUAUAUUAAUCACUCCUGUUGAGUAUACCUGUAUUGUAUUCAAAAUGGCCACCAUUAUCUCUUGUUGUCAAGCACAAUAUCUUAUCAGAAUAUGGGAUCAAUAUUAACUUAUGUGUACAUGAAAUAUCCCAGAGACAAGUUAUCAUUUUUCAUUUUCAUCAUUUUCGAUAUUAAAAUUGAAUAAAAAAUAAUUGCAUUUCCAUUGAAUAUAAUUUAUUUGUUAGGUGUGUGACAGAAUGAACUGCCAUGUUCUGCCAUUUCUUGUGUAAUAUGAAUGAUAUAUCUCAAAGGAGAAUAUUAAAUACAGUCAAACCUGUCUUAAGUAGUCACCCAUGGGACAGACAGAAAUUGGCUAUUAAAAUUGGGUUCAUCAUGUUCCACACGGUUUGCAUGAUAACGCUUAAUCCUCGACACGAGAAGUGUGAAGGGUCCGAGGGUGAAGAUUUUUGUAAACAAAACAAAUUACGUGACGACCAAUAAAAAAUCUGUUCAUGUGAUCAUCUCGGCUGUUUACAUCCGGACACAAUGGUCACUUAUAUAAUACGGGAUGAGAUAACGACUAGGGCCAGAUUUCCGUGACCACUGGCCGUGUUAGACAGGUGACCGUUUAUUUAAGGUUCAUUAUAUAGUGUCUUCCAUCAGAUGGACCACAGACUGGCCCCCUACGGAGGUGGCUGCUUAUUCAAGGUAACAAAUCAAGCAGUUUUGACUGUAUUUUAUAUUUACCAGAAAAAUAACAAAAUAUUACAAGGUCCAUUUCUGGUAAAUUAUUGUAUGCUACUUGAACAAAUAUUUUUAUUUGUUUUUGUUAUUUAUAUGGAGUUAUUUAUGCACAGAUAGUGUACAUAGUUAAUUAAAUUAAGAUUGAUCUGUGUAAGGUCAGAAAGAUGGAAUCAGUGAUUUUCUAAUUUGCAUAUGAUUAUGAAUGUUACACAACUUGACUCGACUGAACACCUGCAGCUAGUUAGCUCAAAUGGUUAGAGCAUCUGCCUAGAGUUCAGAAGUCCUAGGUUCGAGUUCCAGUCUGGUUGUCGCAUUUUUUCUCUCCUAUUACAUUUGGGGCCCAAAUAAAUACCCAAAAGGUGGUAUAGGGUGUCGUGUUUGUCUUUGGCGUCAAAUACUUUGUUGAAGGACGGAACUGGGCUGGGCUGAGCGCUAGUGGCCAGGUAGCUCAAGUGGUUAGAGGGUCCAUCUAGAGUUCGGAGGUCUCCGGUUUGAGUCCUGAUCUGGUCCUUGCAUUUUCCUCUCCUGUUACAUCUGGGGCCCAACUAAAAUACCCAAGAAGGAGAUAGAGGGUGUCAUGUUUGUCUUCAGGGCUGAAGACUUUGUUGAAAGAGGGAGGAAUGUACCCGAACUGGACUAGGCUGAGCACCAGUGGUCAGGUAGCUCAAAUAAAGUAUCGGUCUAGAGUUCGGAGGUGCCAGGUUCGAGUCCUGGUUUGGUUGUUACAUGUCCCUGUUACAUUUAUGAUAUAUUUGUUGUGUACAGUAUUGCAGUGUUAAUGGUGCACUUGCUGGGCUAAAUAUAGCAUAUUCAUGAAUAGAUGUUUUUUGGCCAAAACAAUUUCACUGUUGUAAAAUUAAAAUGUUUUUACCUGUUCCUUCAUGUUGUAUGGAUGUUUUGUAAACCGUAUUUGACCUAAUAAGUGCACACCCACCUUUCAGGGAAAGAGGAUGAGUGUGUUUGUUAAAACCUAUAUAAAAUAUUCCUUACUUCACUGAUCUGCUUAUAUAAUUUUUAGUCUUGUAACCAAAUUUUCAAGAUAGAUUUCAUUUCGUAAAGGUAAAUGGAAAUAGAAAAAAAAACGAAAAAAACUAUAACAUUUCUACCCUGACACUUUUUCCUGUACAUGGUUUUAUUAAGCACAUCCCUUUUGUGUUUUGUAAGCCCACAGUGCACUUAUUAGGUCAAAUACGGUAAAGAUUUUUGAUUUUUCAAUAGUCAUCAUUAUGUUUUUAUAGAUCAUCAAGGCAUUAAAUUAUUAAAUGAAUUUUAUAUCUUUCACCAUUUUUAAACAAGUGUUUGUCAUACAAAUGGAGACAAUACAUUCCAUUGAGUCAAAUGUAAUUUUAUUACUAACUGUUGUCGCAGUUAAAGAAUGCAUGGAUCACCUCAUGGCACAUUAAAAAAAAAUAUUAUUGUACAAUGAAACCUGUCUAUACCGACAUCAACAGAGACUGAAUCUUUACUACAGUAUUAAAAAACCUUAAAGAAACCGAGUCUUUAGGUUGAAAAAAAAACAGCAUCAAAAACCUGUCUAUACCAACAUCCAAAGAAACUGAAUAUUUAGGUAGGAAAAUAUAAUGUCAAAAACCUGUCUAUACCGACAUAGAAAGAAACUGAAUCUUUAUGUUGGAAAAUACAGUAUCAAAAAACCUAUCUAUAACAUCAUCAAAAGAGACUGAAUCUUAAAGUCCGAAAUUACAGUGUCAAAAACCUGUCUAUACCGACAUCAAAAGGAACUAAAUCUUGAGUUCAGAACAAUACAGUGUACACCAACUUGUCUCUGUAGGUCAGAUAAGAGAGUGUCAACCAACCUGUCUAUACCGACAUCAUUCGGUCAGAUAUAGUGUCAGUAAAGACAGGUGUCAUUGUAUACGACUGUUGGUGAAUUUUAUUAUAUCUAUGUAAGAAUACCUAUUUAUAUUCGAGAUAACGAGAUGCCAACUUACCGUAUUUGUCUGACAAUGAGGCCAUGCCAACUUACCAUAUUUGUCUGACUAUAAGGCCAUGCCAACUUACAAUAUUUGUCUGACAAUAAGCCUGUCAACUUACCAUAUUUGUCUGACAAUAAGGCCAUGCCAACUGACCAUAUUUGUCUGACAAUAAGCCCAUGCCUGGUUACCAUAUUUGUCUGACAAUAAGCCCAUGCCUGGUUAUAAGUAAAAAUAUUUCCCAUUGUACUGCAAUAAGCCCACUGCUUCCUUUGAUUCUAAAUAUACAUGUAAGACUUAAAAAUAUAAACUUUGUUUAUUUUACAACAAUUUCAAAACAAGUUAUAGCAACUUAUAUCAAUCACUAUUGUUUGGUCUUGAUGGAAGAGUGAGAGGUCUUACUGUGGGACGAAACUGGAGUACCCGGGGAAAAGCCCAUGUGGUCGGGCAAUAUUGCAGCAUAAUGAUUUAGUUUAUUUAUAUAUACAUAAUGUAUUUUUCUGUGUAUGUUAAUUGACUGUUUUUGUAUUCUAAUUGAAAUAAUAUAUGUUUAAACAUAAAGUGCUUAAAUGCUUGUGCAAUAGGUCAUUGUUAAUGUCUCCAUUUCAACCAAGUUUAUCAAAAUGUCUGUAUUCUUGUGUAAUUUUGUAUUCAUGGUACAAUUUAGAUAUUUGUAUUUUUGUGUAAUUUUGUAUUUUGUGUAAUUUUGUAUUUUUGUGUA